UUGUCUGCCAGGAACUCCAGUAUACCUGGAAAAUGGUACAUGCCCAGGCCUGCUUCCCCCCUCCGCCUUCCGCAUUUGGUACGUCCCCCCGCGGUACGUAGGCGGGGAGGCGUACAUAAACUCCGACGCAGGAGGCGGGGCUGCUCAGUCCUCGAGGCGUCGGUGCUCUGUGUUGUUGGAAUCUUCUUGCUUGUCGGCCUGUGCGCGCGUGCGCGGACAUGGCCUCAAACGAUUAUACCCAACAAGCAACCCAAAGCUAUGGGGCCUAUCCCACCCAGCCUGGACAGGGCUACUCCCAGCAGAGCAGUCAGCCCUACGGACAGCAGAGUUACAGUGGUUACGGCCAGUCAGCAGAUACUUCAGGCUAUGGCCAGAGCAGCUAUAGUUCUUCUUAUGGACAGACCCAGAACACAGGCUACAGCACUCAGUCAGCUCCCCAGGGAUAUGGCUCAGCUGGUGGCUAUGGCAGCAGCCAGAGUUCCCAGUCAUCUUAUGGGCAGCAGUCCUCCUACCCUGGCUAUGGUCAGCAGCCAGCUCCCAGCAGCACCUCGGGAGGUUAUGGUAGCAGUUCUCAGAGCAGCAGUUACGGGCAGCCCCAGAGUGGGGGCUAUGGCCAACAGUCUGGCUAUGGUGGACAACAGCAAAGCUAUGGGCAGCAGCAAAGCUCCUAUAAUCCCCCUCAGGGCUACGGACAGCAGAACCAGUACAAUAGUAGCAGUGGAGGUGGCGGAGGGGGUGGCGGAGGUAACUAUGGCCAGGAUCAGUCCUCCAUGAGUGGUGGCGGUGGUGGUUACGGCAAUCAGGACCAGAGUGGUGGUGGCGGUGGUGGCUACGGGGGAGGCCAGCAGGACCGUGGUGGCCGUGGCCGGGGCGGUGGUUACAACCGUAGCAGUGGUGGCUAUGAACCCAGAGGUCGUGGAGGUGGCCGUGGAGGCAGAGGCGGCAUGGGCGGAAGUGACCGUGGUGGCUUCAAUAAAUUUGGUGGCCCUCGGGAGAAGGGAUCACGUCAUGACUCUGAGCAGGAUAAUUCCGACAACAACACCAUCUUCGUGCAAGGCCUGGGCGAGAAUGUUACAAUUGAGUCUGUGGCUGAUUACUUCAAGCAGAUUGGUAUUAUUAAGACAAAUAAGAAAACAGGACAGCCCAUGAUUAAUUUGUACACAGACCGGGAAACUGGCAAACUGAAGGGAGAGGCAACAGUUUCAUUUGAUGACCCACCUUCUGCUAAAGCAGCUAUUGACUGGUUUGAUGGUAAAGAAUUUUCUGGGAAUCCGAUCAAGGUCUCAUUUGCUACUCGCCGAGCAGAUUUCAAUCGGGGUGGUGGCAAUGGUCGUGGAGGCCGAGGCCGAGGAGGACCCAUGGGCCGUGGAGGCUAUGGUGGUGGUGGCAGUGGCGGCGGUGGCCGGGGAGGAUUCCCCAGUGGAGGUGGUGGCGGUGGAGGACAGCAGCGAGCUGGGGACUGGAAAUGUCCUAAUCCUACAUGUGAGAAUAUGAACUUCUCUUGGAGGAAUGAAUGCAACCAGUGUAAGGCCCCUAAGCCAGAUGGCCCAGGAGGGGGACCAGGAGGCUCUCAUAUGGGGGGUAACUACGGAGAUGAUCGUCGUGGUGGCAGAGGAGGAUAUGAUCGGGGCGGCUACCGGGGUCGCGGCGGGGACCGUGGGGGCUUCCGAGGGGGCCGGGGUGGUGGGGACAGAGGUGGCUUUGGCCCCGGCAAGAUGGACUCCAGGGGUGAUCACAGACAGGAUCGCCGGGAGAGGCCGUAUUAGCCUGGCUCCUGAGGUUCUGGAACAGCUUUUCUUCCUGUACCCAGUGUUACCCUUGUUAUUUUGUAACCUUCAACUCCUGAUCACCCUCAGGGGUUUUUUUGUGUCGGACUACGUAAUUGUAACCAUGCCUCUGGAUCCCAUUAAAAACCAUCAUUUUAGUUAAAAUUUUUCUUCUACUUCCCACUCUUCACUCUCCUGGAGGAUUGAUGUCCAGGUCAGGAAUGUGGGGAGUUUCCCUCUUUUAGUUCAUCCUGCCUAGCAGGAACUGAAUAACAUGUUUCUGCCCAGCAGGAACUGGAAUAAAAUGUUUGAUACUUGA
Molecule: messenger RNA, 2085 nt
Organism: Tupaia belangeri chinensis (Chinese tree shrew)
Lineage: Eukaryota; Metazoa; Chordata; Mammalia; Scandentia; Tupaiidae
Gene: FUS
Product: FUS RNA binding protein
Exons: 15
Coding region: 219-1766 (515 amino acids)
Biological process (GO): regulation of DNA-templated transcription
Molecular function (GO): RNA binding
Source: RefSeq, a predicted model, not a curated record